Ctenocephalides felis (cat flea) is the source of this 2012-nucleotide messenger RNA. It is a transcript of the gene scalloped, whose product is annotated as transcriptional enhancer factor TEF-1. The transcript has 11 exons. The record is from RefSeq and is a predicted model, not a curated record. Gene Ontology annotation, molecular function: RNA polymerase II cis-regulatory region sequence-specific DNA binding; DNA-binding transcription factor activity, RNA polymerase II-specific. NCBI's taxonomy places the organism in Eukaryota, Metazoa, Arthropoda, Insecta, Siphonaptera, Pulicidae. Gene Ontology annotation, cellular component: transcription regulator complex. Gene Ontology annotation, biological process: regulation of transcription by RNA polymerase II; hippo signaling; embryonic organ development. Bases 388 to 1884 code for a protein of 498 amino acids.
ACUUAAACUUUGUGAUUAAUUACCAAAUCAUGAGUACAUUAUAGUGCAAAGUGUAUGUAGAUAGUGCGAACAGUGCUAAUUUUAUUUCCAAAAUUAUCAAAAAUCAAAAUCAAAAUACAAUUAGUGUAAGUGUUUAAAUUUCCCGCCCUUGAUGUGUCACCCUCUCAAAGAGAGAGCGCUUUUCGCGCGUAAUUCAAAUUUAAAACCGCCGAGCGCAAGUGUCGCCGCCUAGCGAUGAAAAUGCGAUAACGCGCGGCGGCAACAGAGUGUGCGAGCGAGAGAGAUAGUGAGUGUGAAGAGGAAAACUAGAGCGGGAGAAGAGAGUAGCAGAAUUUGGAGAAGAAGAGACUGAAGAGAUUGAGGAACAUUGAUAUUUUUGCACUUGAGAUGUACAAUCCCAUCGUGUUUCCUUGGCAAGACAGCGCGCUGUUGAGCAACGGCGGCAGUUUGUCAGCGUGGGGCGGCGGCACCGUAUCGGGACCGGGCAGCGGGACGGCUCCGUCCGCCGCCUCGGUCCCUCCCGGAGCGGGCGGGGGGCCGCCGGGCUCCGGGACGGGGACGGGUCCCGGAGGAGGCAAUGGCGCUCCGCCUGGAGGACCCGGAGCGGUACCGACGAACGCGGUUCCUCUCGGCGUUUCUCCGGACGAUAUGGCGGACAAACAUCAUCUGUUGGAUGUUGGCGGCGGCAUUGGGGGAGGAAAUGGAGGCGAUAGUGAUGAUGAAAAAGAGUUGUCAGCUGCAGAUGCAGAAGGUGUCUGGUCACCAGAUAUUGAACAGAGUUUUCAAGAAGCCCUUGCAAUAUAUCCACCUUGUGGGAGAAGAAAAAUUAUAUUAUCAGAUGAAGGAAAGAUGUAUGGUCGCAACGAAUUGAUAGCCCGCUAUAUAAAACUUAGGACAGGAAAAACGAGGACCAGGAAACAAGUCAGCUCACAUAUUCAGGUGCUAGCCAGGCGGAAACUUAGAGAACUGCAGGCCAAACUUAAAGUGCAAUUCUGGCAACCUGGACUACAACCGGGAACAUCGCAAGAUGUUAAACCAUUUCCCCAACCUGGAGGCGCGUACGGCGGACCAGGUUCGCAGCAGACGCAACCUGCGCACGCGGCUGCAGCGUCCGUGGGCGCAGGUAGCCUGAGCGACGUGACGACAGCUGGCGGCGGCGUCGUUGUCGCUUCACCAGUCGCUGGUGCAGGAGGCGGUGCCCCUCCACCGAGUGUUCCGCCAUGGGAAGGCAGAGCGAUCGCGACUCACAGAUUGAGACUGGUCGAAUUUUCCGCGUUUAUGGAGCAGCAAAGAGAUACUGAUACGUAUCACAAACAUUUGUUCGUACAUAUAGGAGGCUCAGCAACAUAUUCAGACCCACUCUUAGAGGCUGUGGAUGUUAGACAAAUCUAUGAUAAAUUCCCUGAAAAGAAAGGUGGUCUGAAAGAGCUUUAUGACAAAGGUCCUCAAAGUGCCUUCUUCCUGGUUAAAUUUUGGGCAGACCUCAAUACAGAUGUGCGAGAUGAAGCUGGAGCAUUUUAUGGGGUCACUAGCCAGUAUGAAAGUGGUGAAAACAUGACGAUAACAUGUUCGACAAAGGUUUGUUCCUUUGGCAAGCAAGUGGUUGAAAAAGUUGAAACUGAAUAUGCGAGGUGUGAAAAUGGGCGUUAUGCAUAUCGUAUACAUCGUUCACCAAUGUGCGAGUAUAUGAUCAAUUUUAUCCAUCGACUGAAACAUUUGCCAGAGAAAUAUAUGAUGAACAGUGUUCUCGAAAACUUUACGAUACUGCAGGUGGUAUCUAAUCGAGACACACAAGAAACAUUACUGUGCACAGCAUAUGUUUUUGAAGUAUCGACUUCAGAACACGGUGCACAGCAUCAUAUUUAUAGACUUGUGAAAGACUAGCGAGCAGCUAGACGCAAUUUAUGAAAUUAAAUACUUACAAAUUAAAACAGAGAAGAGAUUCUAUAUAUAGAUUUAUAUAUAAAAAAAAAUAUUUAAGAUACAAAUCACACAUCCUCUUCGGUGAGGUA